Molecule: messenger RNA, 644 nt
Organism: Somion occarium
Lineage: Eukaryota; Fungi; Basidiomycota; Agaricomycetes; Polyporales; Cerrenaceae
Source: the annotation of a GenBank genome assembly
AACGCAGGAGAUACGCUUCAUCGCCUGUACGGACGGACUACUACUUCAGCUACGCUCACCUUUCUCUCUUAACCUUCAUCUUCCAUCUCCUUUUCACGACUAACUCACGAUGUCCUGGCAAAGUAGAUAUCCAUGUUUCUUUGGUGUACACACGCUCAUCUUCUUCCCAGCGUAUGUCGAUUCCAAUCUCGUCGGAAGCGGCAAGAUCUCGAGGGCCGCCAUCAUUGGCCUUCAAGGUGGUGUCUGGGCAUCAUCUCCUGGAUUCACGUUAUCCACGGAGGAACAGCAAGCCUUGAUCAAUGGCUUCAGCAAGGCCGAUCAGAUUCAAGCCAGUGGUAUUCGUCUAGCGGGCCAGAAGUUCUUCACGCUCUCCGUGAGUGAUCGUAGUAUCUAUGGCAAGAAACAGGCGGAUGGAACCAUCAUCGUCAAGACGAAGCAGGCCAUUCUUGUCGCCGAAUACGAUGCACCAAUUCAGGCCCCCGAGGCUACACCUAUCGUUGAGGGCUUGGCGGACUAUCUCAUUAGCGUCGGAUACUAAGUUUGACAGAACGAAAGAAGAUACCGGAUUGUACAUUUUACUGCCUAAUACUGAGCAAAUAAGACGGUCAGCAAGCUACAUGUCUCGGGUUAUUAUGUUCGAUCUG